Callorhinus ursinus (northern fur seal) is the source of this 967-nucleotide messenger RNA. The record is from RefSeq and is a predicted model, not a curated record. NCBI's taxonomy places the organism in Eukaryota, Metazoa, Chordata, Mammalia, Carnivora, Otariidae.
AUGGGGUUCAGUGGCCAGGCCUGGGGAGUCCCCGCAGAAGGAGUAGUCAACACAACAGCCCCUUCUAGAACCCGCUGCCCAGAACUUCUAGAACCCAGGCCUCGCCCAGCCUGGACCACCACCUGGUGUCUCUCCUCCGCCCUUUGUCUGAAGGCGGCUCCUUCCUGGACCGCAGCCCUGGAGGCUUUCUUCCCCCAGGCCCCCAAGGGCCGCAUUAGCGGCCUGCCCACGACCUCCGGCGGCAAGCGCUUCCAGCUCUGGGCCCUAGGACUCUUCUGCACCGAGCGCCACCUGGCCAAGCGCCUUAAGAACAACAGCUUCUACCCGUUCACACAACAGCAGCCCAAUGUCUUCGUGCUCGAGUACUACCUGGACACGCUGUGGAAGGGGGCGCUGCUCUUCGUCGUCUGCCUCUUCCUCGUCAGCUUCGGCCUUGGGAGCCAGGUGCUGAAGCAGGAGACGUGGGGCUUCCCCGCGUGCGGCGUGGGCGUUGGCCUGUGGCUCAUGAUUUCGUCUUUGCCGCGGCGCCGCCUGGUGCUGAACCACAUGCGUGGCACAUACCACUUCUCCAUCCAGGGCCGCACCGUGUGUCAGGGCCCUAUGCACUUGGUCUACGUGCGCCUGGCGCUCAGCUCUGACGCCUAUGGAAGGUGCUUCUUCCAGUUGGUUCUAUGCGGCCACAAGCUAGAGCCGCUGGUGCUGGUGCAGCUGUCGGAACGCUAUGAGACGGAAUACCUGGGCCGUCACAUUGCCCGGAAGCUCAACAUUAACUACUUUGACUACCUGGCCACGUCGUACCGGCACGUAGUCCGCCACUGGCCGCUGGGGGCCACCUUCAGCCCGGGCAUCGUGCAGCGCAAGACGGGCGCUUAUGACGAGCGGAUCUCCCAGUCGGACCUGGACGUGUGACGCUCCAGGCAGCACCCACCCCCGGCCGCCCCCGCCCCGGGACUGCAUUCUCCCUUCC